Molecule: messenger RNA, 2129 nt
Organism: Onychomys torridus (southern grasshopper mouse)
Lineage: Eukaryota; Metazoa; Chordata; Mammalia; Rodentia; Cricetidae
Gene: Lrit1
Product: leucine rich repeat, Ig-like and transmembrane domains 1
Cellular component (GO): endoplasmic reticulum membrane
Molecular function (GO): protein binding
Source: RefSeq, a predicted model, not a curated record
AUGUGGGUGGCUGUGGGCAUGCUCUGGCUCCUUGCCCUUGGGGGGCCUCACCAGGCCUGGAGCUUCUGUCCGUCUCUAUGCAGCUGCAGCCUGCACAUCCUGAGUGAUGGCAGCAAGGCCAGGACAGUGGUGUGCAGCGACCCUGACUUGACCUUGCCACCAGCUUCGAUUCCUACAGACACCUGCAAGCUGCGCUUGGAAAGGACUGCCAUCCGUAGGGUGCCUGGAGAGGCCUUCCGGCCUCUCAGCCACCUGGAACAGCUGUGGCUGCCUUACAAUGCUCUCAGCGAGCUCAGUGCCCUCAUGCUCAGGGGCCUGCGCCGCCUGCGAGAGCUGCGUCUGCCUGGGAACCGCCUGGCUGCUUUCCCCUGGGCUGCGCUCAGGGACGCUCCACAGCUGCAGCUGCUCGACCUGCAGGCCAAUCGCCUGUCGACCUUGCCACCUGAGGCUGCACACUUCCUGGAGAACCUUACUUUCCUGGACCUUUCCAGCAACCAGCUGAUGAGGCUUCCCCUGGAGCUGCUAGACACCUGGGCUCACCUGAAGAUCGGACCCUUCCAUUCAGGUCACCAUGCUAGGCUAGUUCUAGGGCUUCAGGACAACCCCUGGGUGUGUGACUGUCGAAUCUAUGACCUGGUUCAUCUCCUAGAUGGCUGGACUUCAAACUUGGUCUUCAUCGAACCUAGACUGAGGUGUGCCAGCCCACGCAGCCUGGCUGGAGUGGCCUUCAGCCAGCUGGAGCUGAGAAAGUGUCAGAGCCCAGAGCUCCGUCCAGGGGUAACCAGCAUCAUAUCCCCUUUGGGUAGCACAGUAUUGCUACGUUGUGGAGCAACUGGGAUCCCAGGCCCUGAGAUGAGCUGGAGGAGAGCCAAUGGACGUGCACUCAAUGGCACAGUGCACCAGGAAGUCUCCAGUGAUGGCUCAAGCUGGACUUUGCUGGAUCUUCCUGUUGUGUCUCUCUUUGACUCUGGAGACUACAUCUGCCAGGCCAAGAACUUUCUAGGGGCUUCUGAAACCCUUAUCUCCUUAAUUGUCACUGAGCCCCAGACUUCUACAGAGUAUAGCGGGGUUCCAAGGGCCCUGUGGGCAAGGACAGGGGAGGGGGCCGAAGCUGCUGCUUACAACAACAAGCUGGUGGCCAGGCAUGUUCCCCGUAUUCCUGAGCCUGUAGCCCUGGCCACCAAGCCCUCAGUGCCCAGGACAAAAGAGGAGCUGGAGCUCCAGCACUUUCAGAUGGAUGUCCCAGGAGAGUUCUCCAGAGAGCAAGCAGAACAGCAGGAGGCCCAGAUGGUCAGGUCUCUCAAGGUGGUGGGAGACACUUACCACAGUGUGUCACUGGUGUGGAAAGCCCCUCAAGCUGGGAACACGACUGCCUUUAGUGUCCUUUAUGCAGUCUUUGGGCAGAGUGACAUGCGAAGGAUGAUUGUGGAGCCUGGGAAGACGAGUGUCACCAUCGAGGGGCUUGCUCCAAAGACUAAGUAUGUGGCAUGUGUCUGUGUGCGGGGCCUAGUGCCAACGAAGGAACAGUGUGUCAUCUUCUCUACUGACGAGGUGGUAGAUGCCGAGGGCACCCAGCGGCUCAUCAACAUGGUGGUGAUCAGCGUGGCAGCCAUCAUCGCGCUGCCCCCCACCCUGCUCGUUUGCUGCGGGGCUCUGCGAAGACGCUGCCACAAGUGCCGCACAGGCACCCCAGCAGAGGCGUCGGGUGCCUAUGUGAAUUUGGAAAGACUGGGCCACAGCGAGGAUGGUUCGGAACUGUCCAGGAGCAGCCUCAGUGAGGCAGACAGGCUUCUCUCAGCACGGUCCAGCCUGGACUCCCAGGGCUUGGGAGUCAGGGGUGGCAGACGUAUCAAUGAGUACUUCUGCUGAGCCUGAGUCCCCACUCCUCACACCUGCCUAGCCACUCUCCCCCUUCAGUCUCACACACUUUCACACCUGAUUGUGUGCUCAGCCACCCUUAAGUACCUUAAGGGUACUUGCUUACAUGUACAUUUGCAUCAACAACAGCUGACACAGCUUAAUAAGCACUUACUGUGUGCUAGCAAGUGUCCAAAGCACUGCAUAGGUGUUAGCUCACCGGACUCUCACAACAACCAUUAGUAUCAGGCCUCAUAUUUCUCUCUAUUUUC